AUGCCCGCAGACACCCCCGGGAAGCCCAGAGCGUCGCCGCUGGCAGGAGCGCCGGCCGGCGCCCACAGAACCCCGAAUGAGCCCCGAAGCGCGGCGGAGCACCGGAAGUCCUCCAAGCCGGUCAUGGAGAAGCGGCGCCGCGCGCGCAUCAAUGAAAGCCUCGCGCAGCUCAAGAGCCUCAUCCUGGACGCCUUCAGGAAGGAUAGCUCCCGCCAUUCGAAGCUGGAGAAAGCAGACAUCCUGGAGAUGACCGUGCGGCACCUGCGGAGCCUGCGGCGGGUGCAGGCGGCAGCCGCGCUCAGCGCUGACCCCGCCGUCCUGGGCACGUACCGCGCCGGCUUCAAUGAGUGUCUCGCGGAGGUGAACCGCUUCUUGGCCGGCUGCGACGGCGUCCCGGCCGACGUGCGUUCUCGGCUGCUUGGGCACCUGGCGGCCUGCCUGGGCCAGCUGGGGCCCUCGCGCCGCCCGGCUCCACCGCCCCCCGCUGCGGAGGCCCGGGCGCCCGAGGUCUUCCCGGGUUGCCCGCCGCUCCCGGUGUUCGAUCGCCCCUUCCCCUUGCUGCGUCCUGGGUCCGCCUUCGUGCUGCGGCUCCCGCCAGGCCUGACUGGGGCGCCCCGCAACGCCCCCAGGGCGGGGCUGCAGAACCGGGGCGCGCCCUGGAGGCCGUGGCUGCGGUGA
Molecule: messenger RNA, 678 nt
Organism: Neogale vison (American mink)
Lineage: Eukaryota; Metazoa; Chordata; Mammalia; Carnivora; Mustelidae
Gene: HES4
Product: hes family bHLH transcription factor 4
Exons: 4
Coding region: 1-678 (225 amino acids)
Biological process (GO): regulation of transcription by RNA polymerase II; anterior/posterior pattern specification
Cellular component (GO): nucleus
Molecular function (GO): RNA polymerase II cis-regulatory region sequence-specific DNA binding; protein dimerization activity; DNA-binding transcription factor activity, RNA polymerase II-specific
Source: RefSeq, a predicted model, not a curated record